Molecule: messenger RNA, 2361 nt
Organism: Triticum turgidum subsp. durum (durum wheat)
Lineage: Eukaryota; Viridiplantae; Streptophyta; Magnoliopsida; Poales; Poaceae
Source: the annotation of a GenBank genome assembly
AUGGAGGCCGCCGCGUCGGCGUCGGCGCCGGCGCCGCGCCUGCUGCAGUGCGGGGGGUUCGGCCGGGGCCGGGUCGUGGCCGGCCUCGUCUCCCCGCUCCCGCGCCGCUCCGGGAAGCAGCACCAACACCAGCGCCGCCUCCGCCGCGUGCUCGCCGUCGCCACCGAGCCCAGGCCCCCGCCGGCCCCCCCGCGCACCGGCAGGACCAGGGCCAACACCAUCCAGUCCACCAGGUUCGGGGACGUGUCCAAGGAGAUCAAGCGGGUGCGGAAGCAGAUGGAGGAGGACGAGCAGCUGGCCUCCCUCAUGCGCGGCCUCCGCGGCCAGAACCUCCGCGACGACCAGUUCGCCGACAAGGACGUCACCAUGCGCCUCGUCGAGGUGACCAACACCGAGGGGCUGCCUCUCGUGUACAGCCCCGACAUCAUUUCGGCCUACUGGGGCAAACGCCCGGGCGCCGUCGCCACCCGAGCCGUGCAGCUCCUGUCCGUGGCCGGUGGGUUCAUCUCCCACAUCAUAUCGGACCUCAUCACCGACAAAAUCAAGGAGAACGAAGUGACGCGCGCGAUCGAGCUGAGGGAGAUCGUCACGUCUCUGGGCCCUGCCUACAUCAAGCUCGGCCAGGCGCUCAGCAUCCGGCCCGACAUUCUGUCCCCUGCGGCGAUGACCGAGCUGCAGAAGCUAUGCGACAAGGUUCCUUCGUUUCCUGACGAUAUCGCGAUGGCUCUCCUGGAGGAAGAGCUUGGCCGGCCAUGGCAAGACAUAUACUCCGAACUGUCUCCCUCCCCGAUUGCUGCAGCAUCUCUGGGACAGGUGUACAAAGGCCGGUUGAAAGAAACUGGAGAACUGGUAGCUGUGAAAGUGCAGAGGCCAUUCGUACUUGAGACUGUCACCAUAGAUCUAUUCAUCAUUAGAAACUUGGGGUUGGUUCUCAAGAGGUUUCCACAGGUCGCCCUUGAUGUUGUUGGCCUAGUAGAUGAGUGGGCUGCCCGGUUUUUUGAAGAACUUGAUUAUGUCAACGAAGGGGAAAAUGGCACCCUCUUCGCUGAAAUGAUGAGAGAAGAUCUUCCUCAGGUUGUUGUACCAAGGACAUACCCUGAAUAUACGUCUAGAAAAGUUCUUACCACAGGGUGGGUAGAUGGUGAGAAGCUUUCACAGAGUACUGAGGAUGAUGUUGGGUCAUUGGUUAAUGUUGGUGUUAUAUGCUAUCUAAAGCAGUUACUUGAUACUGGAUUCUUCCAUGCUGACCCUCAUCCUGGAAAUAUGAUUAGGACACCAGAUGGAAAGCUUUGUAUUCUUGAUUUUGGUGGGCUUGUGACAAAACUGACAGAUGAUCAGAAGUACGGAAUGAUUGAAGCAAUAGCUCACCUUAUUCAUCGUGAUUAUGAUGCAAUCGUGAAGGACUUUGUGAAGCUUGGUUUCAUCCCUGAGGGAGUUAACUUGGAUCCAAUCUUACCUGUGCUGGCUAAAGUUUUUGAUCAGGCACUUGAAGGAGGUGGUGCGAAGAAUAUUAACUUUCAAGAGUUGGCAGCGGAUCUAGCACAGAUAACAUUUGAUUACCCAUUCAAGAUACCUCCGUAUUUUGCUUUGAUUAUUAGAGCAAUUGGAGUACUAGAAGGUAUUGCUUUGGUGGGUGACCCUGAAUUUGCCAUUGUGGAUGAAGCAUAUCCAUAUAUUGCACAGAGGCUGCUAACGGAUGAAUCACCUCGACUAAGGAGUGCCUUGCGUUACACAAUAUAUGGCAAAACAGGUGUCUUUGACGCAGAGAGGUUCAUUGACGUCAUGCAAGCUUUCGAGAAUUUCAUUAGUGCAGCCAAGAGUGGUGGUGGGGAGGACAUGAAGGGUAACAUGGCGGAGCUGGGUGCUAUAGGAUUCCAACCUAGCACCAGUUUAGUUCCUGCAUUCCCAAUGGCCAUUUCCCAACCCGAGAACCCUAUCAAAGCCCGGGCUGCUCUCUCGUUUCUACUCUCUGACAGGGGUGACUUCUUCCGGGAGUUCAUUCUUGAUGAGAUUGUGAAAGCCAUCGACGCGGUUUCAAGGGAGCAAUUGCUACAAAUUGCUUCAUCUUUUGGGGUCAGAAAUCCCGUCCCGGUUUUCGGCAUGGUUCCUGUGAGGUCCGGAGCAUUGCUUCCUACAAUCACAGAGGAAGACAGGGUCAUCUUGAACAACGUCGAGAAGGUCGUCAAGUUUCUAUCGGCUGGGACGGCAAAUCCAACAGCCAACGGGGACGUAAAUGUCGUGUCUCUGGUGCAAGAGCUUCUACCCGUGUUGCCGAGCAUCACGUCGAAGAUCCUACCAGAUGUCCUGAGCCGGUUGUCAUCUCGUGUAUUCGCACGGGUGAUCCGGGAAUCAUUUUUGUGA